UCUGGCAGUCAGACGUGUGGAUCGCAAUUCCGGAAAACCCAGAGCCGAGAACCCGAGAGCCCCAGUGCAAAGUGGAGGAAAAGUCUCCCACAGAUUCUCCGUCCGUGAACGGUUUACAAUUGCGGUUUACGGUCCGCGCUAACGGGGUUUUUCCGACUAAUACUCGAAAGUUAACCCAUUAACUGGCUGGCAGAGUGUUAGCGUGAGUGGGCCGCAAUAAUAUCAAUAAAUGCCUUAGCAAUAACUAUGCCAACUGCAGUUCGCUCUAAACUCAACUAAACCAAACUAAACCCAACUAAUCCAAACUAAACCAAGCCAGAGACCAAACAAAAUAGAGAAAAACUUGUUGAAGUACUUGAUUGAUGUGUGUACCCAAUUGGCUGCCGAAUUGAGCGAGCGAAAAGCGAGAAGGAAAAGGAGUCUCCGCUGCCUGGGAAAAAGGCAUGCAUCGGGCCCUCCAGUUCAGCUGCUCAACUUGUCGACUUUCGGCCCAAACCGCUGACCAGGCCAGGACCUCCCAGGAUCCCCGGAUCCAGGACGAAACAGAACAGAACGGGACACGGCCAGUCCUCAGCCAUGGCUGCUGAAUAAUUAAUGCAGUUUCGCUCUCCGGUGCUCGGCAAACGACAAAACUAAUUUAUGGCAUUAAAAAUGCAUAUUUUCUAGCAGUGCGUCGCCAGUUUUUAUCAUUUGCCAGAAAGGCAAAAGGCGCAAUCCACCAGCAGCUGUGCCAGAAAAAUACGGAGAGAAGCUAAGAAGACACGUCGGUGGAGAAUUGGAUUUGGCUGCGAAGGAUUUCGAGUCCGAGUCCGAGUCGGAAAGUUCUUUAGUCAGCAGCCGAAGGAGCGCAGGAUAAUUCACAUUUUUUCCACGGGACUGGCAACGAAAUGGCUUUCCUAUGUGCACCGCUGGCCAGAGUAAUGACAUGGCGACCAUUGGUGACCUAUCGAUGAUCUCACCGCCCACGUCUUCCAUCUCGAACGACCAAGAUCCGUUUGGACAGCUGCCCCCGCUACCGCCGCCACUGCGUUCCACCCAAGUGCUCCAGCCGCUGAGCGUGUUUCCAGUGUCCAAUUUGAGCGAAGAUUCCUACGAUUAUGUUUUUGGUGGUCGACGUAAGACUCCGCCCACAACAACGUCAACACAACUCAAGCUGACCUCACCGCCCGUGCGCUUGCGACCCGAAGACGCCUAUCGCGGAGCUAACAUAAACAACGGAAGGUUCUAUCGUCACUCCUUCAGCUACGCCCCCAAAAGGCAGCGCCACUCGAGUCGGGAUGAUCGAGACCGCGAGUCUAGGUUGAGAUGUCAUGGCGAGGACGAGGCCACACUGCGCCAAUUGCUGCUCGAUUUGCAAAAGCAAGUUAGCGUGAUGAGCAUGAAUCUGUCAGCGAAACUCGAUGAGCUGCAGCGGGGAGAUCGACACCUGGAGACGACGGUCGCCCUGUGCGAAAUCCGCACCCAGCUCCAGGAGCUGACCAAGUCCGUGGAGAGCUGCCAGAGCGAAGUGUCCGAGGUGAAGCGCGAUAUGGUGGCCAUCAAGCACGAACUGGACACCGUGCAGCAGGUGAAGGAGGAGAUCGAGGAGCUGCGCGAAUACGUCGAUCGACUGGAGGAGCACACGCACAGACGGAAGCUAAGACUUUUAGAACAAGUUUGUAGCUUAAAUUAUUUGCCAUGUUGUGGUCUCACCUUCUUCCUCACCUACUCGAUCUUCUCGGCGGUGCUGGGCAUGCUGCAGUUCGGUUACAACACCGGCGUCAUCAACGCGCCCGAGAAGAACAUCGAGAACUUCAUGAAGGACGUCUACAAGGACCGCUACGGCGAGGACAUCAGCGAGGAGUUCAUCCAGCAGCUCUACUCGGUGGCGGUCUCCAUUUUCGCCAUCGGCGGCAUGCUGGGUGGUUUCAGCGGCGGCUGGAUGGCCAACCGCUUUGGCAGAAAAGGCGGCCUACUGUUAAACAAUGUGCUCGGAAUUGCCGGCGCCUGUUUGAUGGGAUUUACCAAAGUUAGUCAUUCCUAUGAAAUGUUAUUCCUUGGCCGAUUUAUAAUUGGUGUAAAUUGCGGCCUCAACACGUCGCUGGUGCCCAUGUACAUCUCCGAGAUAGCGCCACUGAAUCUGCGCGGUGGCUUAGGUACUGUUAAUCAAUUGGCUGUGACUGUAGGUUUACUAUUAUCCCAAGUGCUGGGCAUCGAGCAGAUCCUGGGCACCAACGAUGGAUGGCCAAUCCUGCUGGGCCUGGCCAUCUGCCCGGCGAUCCUGCAACUCAUCCUGCUGCCUGUCUGCCCGGAGUCGCCCAGAUAUCUGCUCAUCACCAAGCAGUGGGAGGAGGAGGCGCGCAAAGCCCUGCGACGACUGCGAGCCUCCGGUUCCGUGGAGGAGGACAUCGAGGAGAUGCGGGCCGAGGAGCGGGCCCAGCAGUCCGAGAGCCACAUAUCGACCAUGGAGCUGAUCUGCUCGCCCACCCUGCGUCCGCCCCUGAUCAUCGGCAUCGUAAUGCAGCUGAGCCAGCAGUUCAGCGGCAUCAACGCCGUCUUCUACUACUCCACAUCGCUCUUCAUGAGCUCGGGAUUGACUGAGGAGAGCGCCAAGUUCGCCACGAUAGGCAUCGGCGCCAUAAUGGUUGUAAUGACCCUCGUCUCCAUUCCGCUGAUGGAUCGCACGGGUCGCCGGACCCUGCACCUUUAUGGCCUGGGCGGAAUGUUCAUAUUCUCCAUCUUCAUCACCAUCUCGUUCCUGAUCAAGGAAAUGAUCGACUGGAUGUCCUACCUCUCGGUGGUGGCCACCCUCGGCUUCGUCGUCUUCUUCGCGGUGGGACCCGGAUCGAUUCCCUGGAUGAUCACCGCCGAGCUCUUCUCCCAGGGACCCCGGCCCAGUGCUAUGGCCAUCGCGGUGCUGGUCAACUGGAUGGCCAACUUUGUGGUCGGCAUCGGAUUCCCCAGCAUGAAGACUGCCCUGGAGAACUACACGUUCUUGCCGUUCAGCGUGUUCCUGGCCAUCUUCUGGAUAUUCACCUACAAGAAGGUGCCCGAGACGAAGAACAAGACCUUCGAGGAGAUCCUGGCCCUCUUCCGGCACAACAACGGCAGGAGUAUGCUAAACUGCACAAAUAGCUUGGAGCCACAAAGUAUGAAUUCUGGCAUCGAGCAUGCCGCCUUGAUGGUAUCUGAGGAGAAGACCCAACAUGACUCACCUGCAUCCGAGCGAUUUUUAGAAGGCGGCCGAAGUACACACCAGGGCCGGAGCGCUGCCUCUGCGCCCCAUCACCCUCGUCAGCCUCCACCUGUCUGCCCGAGCAGCGGGCCUUGACUGAGGAGCGCCUCGCCUCCUGACUCUGCCAGUGCUCGGUCCACGAGUCGCGCUGAGGAGGUGCCCCCCCAGCAGCAGCCGGUGCACCAGGUGCACCACCAACAGCAGCAGGUGCACCACCAGCAGCAACAGUCCCGCUAUGCCACACACGAAUACGUACACUGUAGCUAUGAGAAGGAAGUCGUAUGUGACCAGGCCAAUCCCUCGUCAAUGCACCAGCCCCAGACACCGCAACCACAGUCGCAGCAGCAGGUAGCACCACCAGUACAUCCACCGCCACCGCCAUUGCACCACUGCCAGCAGCAACAGCAACAGCCACAGCAACAGCAGCAACGCAAGCACAGCCACAGUCCGCACCACAGUCGCCACACCUCGCCGCACUCGCACCACCAUCACUCGCACCACUCGAGUCGCCACAGCCGCAGGAGUCGCCGCCAGGGUAGCGGAAGUCUGCCGGGAGCUCAUCAGGCCGGCUCCUCCGGCCACCCCAGCUCGGUGGUGCGUCCCUCGAUCUGCACCAGUCGUCGCCACCGCUCCGUCACCGAUAUACCCACGUCGAACGUGUGCCACGACCCCGCCUGCUCGGACCGGGAGGUGCAGGAGAUCCUCGUGAGACGCACCUGCUGCAACACCACCAACACCAACAGCUCCUCGCGCACCGAACUGGCCCAGUGCUUCGCCGAAGAUCUCUACGGCUCAUCCAGGAGGCCCAGUAGUUGCUGCACCAGCUCCGACUACUGCUACCAGACAGACUCCACCAGUCUCUACGGCUCGCGGUCUUCGCUGAGUCGGAACAACUCGAUCAAGUCCGCCUCGGUUCUGGUGCGCAAGCACCACAGGAGUCAGAGAAGUCUGUUGCCAGAACAUCGCCACCCCAGCUACACUUCCAUAUCCCUGAGGGGCCUGAACGCCAGUCGGCCCAACAGUCAGCUGGGCUCCCUGACAUCCAUUUUCGAUCGAGCCAAGAGCAUGGCUCCCGAGCAGGGGUCCACCCUGGAGCGUCAGAGCUCAAAGGGCGCCCUGGGCAGCACCGAGCUGCCGGAGUACGCUUGUUCGCCAUCGCCCAUCCGCUGGAGCUUCCUGGCCGAUGGCAGGUCUCCCUCGGAGAUGGAGGGAGCUGUGGGUGGAGUGGGUGGUGAGAGGGACAGCGAGGAAGACAAGCUGGAUGCCUGGCAGGUGCCCGAACCGGAACCGGAGAUGAAGCCCUGCCGGAAGAUCACGAGUAACUCCUCCGUCUAUGAUGAGGGUCCCAGCACCUCGGCGGCGGCGGCCCGGAAGCGGCGAGGCAGCAAGGGAAGUCGCGGCAGCAAGGGCAGCUCCAGCAGCUAUCACUGCGAGUUCGAGGAGGAGGCCACCACCACGGUGAUGUUCCACCAGGAUGCCGGCGAGGCGUACAACAACUGCUGCAGCAACAACUACAACUACAUACAGUGCAACAGCUACUUGGACCAGGAUCUUCAGAUCACCAGCGAGGACAUCCAUCAGUAUCUCUCCAAGGGCGAUGCCACGGCCAGUGAUAUCCUGAACAACUCGAAGAACUAUCCCUUUCAGCCCUCGAACGCCUUGGAGUUUCAGUACAAGAACAACUUCCAGCAGGGUCAGAAUGCGAAUCCGAAUAACAAUAAUACCAACACCACGAACACAGCCUCCAGCGAUGCGGCCGAGUGUUUCCAGAGCUAUAACAGAGCCAGUUCGAAGGAAACCAACCUGAAUCAGAGCUCCACCGAACAGCUCUCGCCCACGAACAUCAACUUGUCGACGAGCUCGAACAAUAUCAACAUAGUGUUCAGCAGCAGUCUGGAGAGGAAUGCCAACGAGGUGAAGUUCAUCAACAACAGAGGAGGUGGUGCAGGUGGCUCGGAGGUCCAGAGCUGCGAGGUGGGUCACCACGCCGGCUACCUGCCCUACACCUAUCCCAGCUACGAUUACACGAACAUGUCGGGGAACUCGCACUUUGAGAAGCCCAUUGGGAUAGACGAGUUGCCCAAGGAGUUUGCUGGCCUGGACGGUGCUCCUUCCACCACCAGUGAGCACUCCUCGUCCCUGCCAUCGCCGCAGCCACUGACGCACCACCAGCAGCUGCACCACUUCGAGUCCUUCGACGCCGCCUCCGAGCACAAUCUGCUGGCUGCCCAACCCCUUUCCCCGGGCUCACCGGGCGGCUCCGUGAACCCCGCUGGGGACGACUUUGUCCAGAUGCAUCACUACCAUCACGCCAACUCACCGCACUCACAAUCGCACCACAGCCACGCCCACACCCACGCCCACCAUGCGCACCACCACCUGCUCAACCACCACCCCGCCGCCGCUUAUGACCUUGCCGACGAGCAGUUCCGGUUGGGCUCGGCCUUGAAGCGAGUGCGCAAGCGAGCACGCAAGUACACCGACUUUCUGCGCAAAAAGUGAGUGCCUCGGACUCACUGCAUCCUCCCGUAGAUUCACCCUACUUCGGCCGCAAAUAUCUGGUGGUCUCGAAGCGACGAUCGCAGAGCCUGGACGAAGACUAGUCACGUUCGUGUGGCGACUGGACAAGCAAUUACUGAAGAAUUCGCGGUGCUGGACAGCCGAUCGAGAACCGUACUUACAUUUACUUACAAUUUUUACACUGCCAAAAAAUUAAGAGAAUUAAAGUUAAUUUUGUGCUAAGCCAAAACUCUGUUUGAAGCGAGGAUCAGAAGAAAGUACACACUUGCACUACGGGAAGGGUGGAUUUUGAGGGUAGAAAAUAAGAUCAGAGGAGAUUCUAAAAAGGUUCUUUGAAAGUGAUGUGAGAUUUCAAGGUUACCCAUAAGGUUUCAAGGAACUGUUUUGUAGAACUUGUCAAGUCAUCACUUAGCACCCCCAGAAAAACACCCUCCCUAAUGCACAAGUCACACACACGAAUCACAUCAGCUGCAAACACCAGAGGAAGACGAACAACGACUAUUUUAAAUAAAAGAAAGAAUUACUUAAGCUAACAGUGCGUAUACAUAAUAAAUACAAGCGAUAGGUGAGCGGAGAGAGCAUUUGUAUAUUCAACUUACACAUUAAGCGAAGGUUUUGAAUUUGCAUAUUUAAAUGGACUAAACACUAAGCACAAAUACAUAGUUAAGAGCCAAGGCAAAUGGAAAUAACAAUGCACACACCUACUCAAGCCUAGAUGAUAGACAACCAAUCUAACAUACCAGUUAAAGCUAGCUAUAAGGAUGCUAAAAGGAUCGGAGGAUCGCACGGAGGCGGUCGGAGCAGCGCCACAAGAUUUAGAGUUUCAGCAACCGCAACUGCAAACGCAACUGCAACUAAGUAAUAAUAUUAACCAUUAAUUAACGAACAACAAACAGCAAGACGACAGAAACAACAACAGCAACUGUAGUUUGGCACUCUAAGGGCAACAAGUUUAAUGUUUAAAUAUUAGAGAAAAAGAAGAGUUAAGAUUACACAGCAAAGGGAGAGUUUUGUUAGCAUUUAUUUGAUAUGCGCAUUUUUUCAGGGACUGCUUGCGAUUUUUGUAAUAAAGCAAUAAGCCGUUUUGCUCAAGGAUUGAACACGUUUCCGUUUUUAUCCAAUGAAAGCCCCACAAUCGUUUCGAUUUCCCCGCGACUCGUUUCAAGUGUACUAUCCCCAACAACUGUCUUCCAACUAUACUUUCUAGUCGUAUCUCUCUGCCUCAGUUGCUUUCGAAAACUCAAA
Drosophila suzukii is the source of this 6979-nucleotide messenger RNA. Lineage: Eukaryota; Metazoa; Arthropoda; Insecta; Diptera; Drosophilidae. The record is from RefSeq and is a predicted model, not a curated record.